UUGUCCUUCGUUAAUUCUUCCGCCGAGCAAAUCUCUCUCUCUCUUCUCUUAGGGUUUCCAUUCUCUCUCUCUCUCUCUCCAUCGCAUGGCCGGCGCCGGAAUCCACCCUUACCACCAGCAGUGGCCACCCACAGGAGCUCCGCCUCCUCCCGCCGCAGUAUCAUCAGCUCCUCCACCACAUCCUCCGCCUGUACAUCAUCAUCACCCUCCUCCCCCUGGUUUAGUCGACAACCAUAAUCGUCCUCCUUACGACGAGCUUCGGACAAUCUUCAUCGCUGGUCUUCCGGAUGAUGUGAAAGAGAGAGAGCUUCUGAAUCUCUUAAGAUGGUUACCAGGUUACGAGGCUUCGCAGGUGAACUUCAAGGGAGAGAAGCCCAUGGGCUUUGCUCUUUUCUCCACUGCACAGUUUGCCUUGGCUGCCAGAGAUGUCCUUCAGCAUCUGGUGUUUGAUGCGGAGUCAAAGUCUGUGUUACAUGCAGAGAUGGCCAAGAAGAAUCUCUUUGUUAAAAGAGGAAUCGUUGGGGAUUCAAAUGCAUAUGAUCAAAGUAAGCGCCUAAGAACUGGUGGUGGUGACUGCACACACUCUGUUUAUAGUCCGUCUCCCUUCCACCCUCCCCCACCUCCAGUUUGGGGUCCACCUCAUGGCCAUGGGUAUCUGUCAGCCGCAGCUCCACCAUAUGAUCCCUAUGCAGGUUACCAUGCUCCCCCUGUACCAAUGCCUCCCUCCGCACCUAUAGCAGCUCCUAGUUCUUAUGUGCCCGUCCAGAAUAUUAAGGAUAACCCUCCUUGCAAUACCCUUUUUAUUGGUAAUCUCGGGGAGAAUAUUAACGAAGAAGAACUGAGGAGUCUGUUGAGCGCGCAGCCUGGUUUCAAGCAAAUGAAAAUUCUGAGACAAGAAAGGCAUACAGUUUGUUUUAUUGAAUUCGAGGAUGUGAAUAGUGCCACCAACGUUCACCAUAACUUGCAAGGUGCUGUCAUUCCAAGCUCUGGUUCAGUUGGCAUGAGGAUCCAAUUUUCCAAGAAUCCAUAUGGGAAAAGGAAGGACGGCGGAGGCCACUCCUUCUUUCCUUCACCAAGCACUAAUGGAUCUCAAGGAGCCUUGACGUAUCAGUAGACCGUGAAGGGGAUGUUCUCUCUUUCUCUAUCUCCCAAGAAUAGGAUGCAUCUUGCAGGCAGUCUGCAUUUGCAUCCAUUUCAUUCUCGACCUUUUUAAGCAUCAGCAUUACUUCUUGUUCAUGUGAUGGUUGCAUAUAGUGUGACAUCAUCAACAUAUAAACAUGUGUCACACCUAUUAGCUUUGCUACAUGCAUUCUCAUGUGUGGUUUCUUAAAUCUCUAGGAGUUGGGUUUGCCGUUUGUUUUUCUUCUUGCUGCUUUAUCGCCUUUACUUUGUGAGAUUCAUUUUCAUCAUAUCGACCAAUGAAACUCCAUUUAAUAUGCCA
Molecule: messenger RNA, 1441 nt
Organism: Raphanus sativus (radish)
Lineage: Eukaryota; Viridiplantae; Streptophyta; Magnoliopsida; Brassicales; Brassicaceae
Product: cell wall integrity protein scw1-like
Exons: 9
Coding region: 86-1114 (342 amino acids)
Molecular function (GO): mRNA binding
Source: RefSeq, a predicted model, not a curated record